UAGACACCUGUUGUCUUUCCUGGAGUUCCACAGCCCGCCGCGAGCUCCACUCCAGUUAUAAACUCCCUGCCCACUGCCUCAGCUCUUCCCUUCCACUCCAUUGUCGCAGAGGUUCUCAACUCCCUCUUUCUUCUUACUCCAUAUACGCAAUUGCAACUUCACAACCGCCACAAUGAAGUGCUCAACCAUCUGCGCCGCCUUCUUCGCCGCCGUCGUCGCGGCUUCUUCAGAUGUCCACCAGCUGAAGACAGACACAUUCAAGGAGUUCGUUCAGGAGAACGACCUUGUCCUCGCAGAGUUCUUCGCACCAUGGUGCGGUCACUGCAAGGCUCUUGCCCCCGAGUACGAGACCGCCGCCACAACCCUCAAGGAGAAGGACAUCAAGCUCGUCAAGGUCGACUGCACAGAGGAGCAGGACCUGUGCCAGGAGUACGGUGUUGAGGGUUACCCGACCCUGAAGGUUUUCCGUGGCCUCGACAAUAUCUCUCCUUACAGUGGACAGCGCAAGGCCGACUCUCUGAUAUCAUACAUGACCAAGCAGGCCCUACCUUCCGUCUCUGAGGUUACCAAGGAUACGCUUGAGGAGUUCAAGACCGCCGACAAAGUCGUCCUUGUCGCUUACUUCGCCGCCGACGACAAGGCCUCCAACGAGACCUUCAACUCGGUCGCCAACGGUCUCCGCGACAACUACCUCUUCGGUGCCACGAACGACGCCGCUCUCGCCAAGGCCGAGGGUGUCACGCAGCCCGGUCUCGUCCUCUACAAGUCUUUCGAUGACGGCAAGGACGUCUUCACCGAGAAGUUCGAAGCUGAGGCCAUCAAGUCUUUCGCUUCCGUCGCUGCCACUCCCCUCAUUGGCGAGGUCGGCCCCGAGACAUACGCUGGCUACAUGGCCGCUGGCAUUCCCCUCGCCUACAUCUUCGCUGAGACUCCCGAGGAGCGCGAGCAGCUCGCCAAGGACCUGAAGCCCCUCGCCGUCAAGCACAAGGGCGCCAUCAACUUCGCGACCAUCGACGCCACCGCUUUCGGCCAGCACGCUGGUAACCUCAACCUGAAGGCCGACGCAUGGCCCGCUUUCGCUAUUCAGCGCACCGACAAGAACGAGAAGUUCCCGUACGACCAGGACCUCAAGAUCAACGAGAAGGAUAUCGGCACCUUCGUCGAGGACUUCCUCGCUGGCAAGGUCGACCCCUCCAUCAAGUCCGAGCCCAUCCCCGAGUCCAAUGACGGCCCCGUUACUACCAUUGUCGCCAAGAACUACAAGGAAGUCGUGCUUGACAACGAUAAGGAUGUUCUUGUCGAGUUCUACGCUCCCUGGUGCGGUCACUGCAAGGCUCUUGCUCCUAAGUACGAGGAGCUCGGUGCUGCAUACGCGUCCUCUGAGCUCUCCAAGCUCGUGACCAUCGCCAAGGUCGAUGCCACCGCCAACGACGUCCCUGACGAGAUUCAGGGCUUCCCCACCAUCAAACUCUUUGCUGCCGGCAAGAAGGACUCUCCCAUCGACUACUCCGGCUCCCGCACCGUCGAGGACCUCGCCCAGUUCAUCAAGGAGAACGGCUCCCACAAGGUCGCUGGUGUCUUCGCUGAAGCCGCCGAUGCUGUUAAGGAGGAUGCUGAAGAGCUCGCUGAGCAGGCCAAGGCCGCCACCGAGUCUGGUAAGUCUGGUGCCGAGGAGGCCACAAAGUCCGCCAAGUCUGGCGCGUCUGAGGCUUCCAAGUCCGCCACAUCCGGUGCCUCUGAGGCCUCGAAGUCUGCUUCGUCAGGCGCUUCCGAGGCCACUGAGUCCGCCUCCAGCGCUGCUUCCGGUGCCGCCUCCGCAGCCAAGUCGGCUGCCUCUGGCGCCGCCGAGGCUGUCAAGAACGUCGCUGGCGUUGUCCUUGGUGACGACGAUGAGAUCCACGACGAGUUGUAGAUCGGCUUACGUCUCGUCAUUUGUCCCUUUUAGCGAUUGAUCUUGGUUUGACAUCCUGUACAACGUCUUUCUUGCACAAGACGGGCAUGGAUAAAAGCUUGUAACGAUUUACAUGGGUCAUGUGCAAGUACCUAUUUCCUUCUUUGGGUCAGGUUAGGAUAUCAUGGGUAGCUAUAUAGCUCAAUGGAGUUCCGGGUCGAAACGUUCAAA
Didymella exigua CBS 183.55 is the source of this 2122-nucleotide messenger RNA. RefSeq names its product protein disulfide isomerase. Gene Ontology annotation, cellular component: endoplasmic reticulum. Gene Ontology annotation, biological process: response to endoplasmic reticulum stress; protein folding. The record is from RefSeq and is a predicted model, not a curated record. The transcript has 2 exons. Bases 173 to 1912 code for a protein of 579 amino acids. NCBI's taxonomy places the organism in Eukaryota, Fungi, Ascomycota, Dothideomycetes, Pleosporales, Didymellaceae. Gene Ontology annotation, molecular function: protein disulfide isomerase activity.